Messenger RNA from Cariama cristata (Red-legged seriema), 1478 nucleotides. RefSeq names its product vascular non-inflammatory molecule 3-like. Gene Ontology annotation, molecular function: hydrolase activity, acting on carbon-nitrogen (but not peptide) bonds, in linear amides. The annotation marks the transcript as partial. NCBI's taxonomy places the organism in Eukaryota, Metazoa, Chordata, Aves, Cariamiformes, Cariamidae. The record is from RefSeq and is a predicted model, not a curated record. The transcript has 7 exons.
CAGCCAUGCUCCCUUCCCAGCCCCUCCUGCACGCUGCGGUGUUUGCACUCGCGGUCCUUCAGGCCUUUGCCUCCGACACCUUCAUUGCCGCCGUCUACGAGCACGCCGUCAUCCUGCCAGAUGCCACGAAUAAGCCCGUUUCUCCCGACGAUGCUUUGGCCCUGAUGAACAAAAACAUGGAUGUCUUGGAAGGGGCCAUCAGGGAAGCCGCCCAGCAGGGCGCCCACAUCAUUGUGACUCCUGAAGACGGCAUUUACGGCUGGCUUUUCACGAGAGAAACCAUCUACCCCUACCUGGAGGACAUCCCUGAUCCGGCGGUGAACUGGAUUCCCUGCACCGACCCCACAAGAUUUGCCCCUGCUCCGGUGCAGGAACGACUCAGCUGCAUGGCCAGGAAUAACUCCCUCUAUGUGGUUGCAAACAUCGGGGACAAGAAGCCGUGUAACUCCAGUGAUCCCGGCUGCCCCAGCGACGGUCGCUAUCAGUACAACACUGAUGUCGUCUUUGACCCAGAGGGGAAACUGGUGGCUCGUUACCACAAGUACAACCUGUUUAGAAGAGAAACUCAGUUUAAUUACCCAAAAGAGCCAGAAGCCGUCACCUUUGAGACGCCCUUUGGGAAAUUUGGCAUUUUCACUUGCUUCGACAUCCUUUUCCAUGAGCCUGCUGUGGUCCUGGUGAGCGAGUUGCAGGUGGACACCGUGCUCUUCCCGACGGCUUGGAUGAACGUCCUGCCAUUUCUGACAGCGGUUGAGUUUCACUCUGCCUGGGCUAUGGGCAUGGGUGUCAAUUUACUUUCAGCAAAUACUCACAACAUCAACUUGGCGAUGACAGGCAGUGGGAUCUUCACGCCAGAGGGACCCGCCACCUACCAUUACGACAGUGGGACGGAGGAGGGACGUCUCCUGGUAGCAGAGCUGAGCGCACGCCCCCGUCUUGACCCCACCUACCCUCCCGCUGUCAACUGGAGCUCGUAUGCCAGAAGCAUCAAGAAAUUUCCAGGAGAAAAAGAUGCUUUUCCGGGAGCUGUCCGGCGGGAUAUAUUCACUUUCACUGAACUCAGGCGCAAGGCUGGAAAUUACACAGUUUGCCAAGGAGACCUCUGCUGUCAUUUGAUCUAUCGGAUGUCAAACAAGAGCAAAGAUGAAGUUUAUGUCCUGGGUGCAUUUGAUGGACUCCACGGUUCUCUCAUAAAAUACCAUUGGCAGAUAUGCACGCUGCUCAAGUGCAAGAGCACAGAUCCGAACACGUGUGGGCAGCCGGUGGAGACGGCUCAGACCAAGUUUGAGAUGUUCUCCCUCAGCGGCACGUUUGGCACUAACUACGUCUUUCCAGAAGUCUUGUACAGUGGGGUGCAGCUGGCCUCCGGGGAGUUCGAGGUGCUACGUGACGGACGUUUGAAAAGUAAGCACAGCACAUCGAAACCGCUUGUAACGGCGACGCUUUUUGGAAGACUUUACGAAAAGGACCUGCCGCAU